Asparagus officinalis (garden asparagus) is the source of this 1366-nucleotide messenger RNA. RefSeq lists its product as uncharacterized. Lineage: Eukaryota; Viridiplantae; Streptophyta; Magnoliopsida; Asparagales; Asparagaceae. The record is from RefSeq and is a predicted model, not a curated record. The transcript is spliced from 4 exons. Gene Ontology annotation, molecular function: zinc ion binding; nucleic acid binding. Bases 1 to 1161 code for a protein of 386 amino acids.
AUGCCUUGUAUUCAGCAGGUAAGGCAGAGACAUCAGCGGCAUCGCGGUCUUUUUGCAGCCAUUGCUAUUCCGGAUGGAAAGUGGCACAUUGUCACCAAUGGACUUCGUUAUGCUACCUCGGAGUCACUAGACAAAAUGACGCUGUUUGGUGAUCGUAGUAUCGACUUACCAAUCGCUCAUUCAUUCCCUUCCGAUGGACACGCGACAGAGCAUCUUGCUCAAAAUACAGGAAGUGAUGAGAGAUCAGCUGCUUUAUUUGAUGCAGUCAGGACAUUCGGGACGACUUCAAAGCAUUGGCAGAUUCACGCGGCAUUUGGAAUUUCAGCCAGGAAUCAUGUAUCUGAGGAUUCCCACCUGGGUACCAUCGGUUCGGAAGGCGAGGAAGUUGAGUCCGCAGAUAAUGUGGGACCUUUCGAUAUAGAGAGAGUAGGAGAAGUGGCGUAUCCGACUUGCAUUCCCACCCGCCCUGGAUGGAGUGGCAUACUAUUCCAACACGUUCUCUCAGUUCGGAAUAUCGGAGAUUCGGGGGACGAUGAUGAUAAGGAGCCUGAAGACUCCCACGUGAUUCAGAGCAGGACACCAGCAGCUCCGGCCCGGAAUGUCGAGCGUCCCCCUCCGAGGCAGCAGCAGCAGGGCCCGCAGAGACAGCAACACUCUCAGCGUCAGCCAUUCCCUCAGAAUCACCCUUAUCAGCGCCCGGGAGUGCAGACUCGCGGCCAACCUUCGGUGAGGUGUUCCUAUUGCAGCUACCCUGGUCAUACUCUGCAGGAUUGCCCCAGGCGUCUUCACCUAUGCUUUAGCUGUGGGUCCCCCGAUCAUAUCAGUCGAGACUGUCCUCAGAAACAGCAGGCCCGGUUGCCCACACCUCCAGUUCGAACAACUCUUCUAGCUCCGCCUCGACCAGCCCCGGCAGCACAGCCUCAGCACAGAUCCUAUCCUCGAGCAGGGCCUCUUCCUCCACAGCAGCAGCGUUAUCAGGAAGCACACCGGCAGCAACCUCAGCGACAGACGUUCAUGAUGUCAGCCGUAGAAGCUGAGGCGAACGAUCGAGUUAUCACUGACUUAGGAAACGAACAGGUUCAGUUCGAUGAUGCCGCCGAGCCAGUGUAUGCUCAGCCGGAAUGUCCUUCUGAUGGAGUGGAAGAACAAACUGAAGCCUAGACGCAUUUUCUUUUCUGUAGUAGCUAAUAGAGCACUCUUGCAGUAUUUUCUUUAGUUUGGUGACAGAUUUGGUUAUUUUGUUAGUAUUUCCUUUUAUGGACUAUGUAUUUCUUAUUUCCUAGUUGAACUGUUGUUGUAGUAAGGGUAUGAUGAACCCAUAUUUAUGUCUGGGAUGAUUCACUAUGGAUGAUAUGUUUAUUUCUUA